AUGUCUCAAAGGCAGCCUCAGUCACCUAAUCAGACUUUAAUUUCUAUCACAAAUGACACAGAAUCAUCAAGCUCUGUCGUCUCCAACGAUACCACACAUAAAGGACGGACCGGAGACAACUCUCCAGGAAUAGAAGCCCUGUGUGCCAUCUAUAUCACUUAUGCUGUGAUCAUUUCAGUGGGCAUCCUCGGAAAUGUUAUCCUCAUCAAAGUCUUUUUCAAGACUAAAUCCAUGCAGACAGUUCCCAAUAUUUUCAUCACCAGCCUGGCUUUUGGAGAUCUGUUGCUUCUGCUGACGUGUGUGCCUGUGGAUGCAACCCACUACCUGGCAGAAGGAUGGCUGUUUGGAAAGAUCGGUUGUAAAGUGCUUUCCUUCAUCCGGCUCACUUCUGUCGGGGUGUCAGUGUUCACGCUAACAAUUCUCAGUGCUGACAGAUACAAAGCAGUCGUGAAGCCACUUGAGAGACAACCCUCCAAUGCUAUUCUGAAGACCUGUGCAAAAGCUGGUGGCAUCUGGAUCAUGUCUAUGAUAUUUGCUCUGCCAGAGGCUAUAUUCUCAAAUGUGUACACUUUCCAAGAUCCUAACAGAAAUGUCACUUUUGAAUCUUGUAACUCCUACCCUGUCUCUGAGAGGCUUUUGCAAGAAAUACAUUCUCUGUUGUGCUUCCUGGUGUUCUAUAUUAUCCCUCUCUCUAUUAUCUCUGUCUAUUACUCUUUGAUUGCCAGGACUCUUUACAAAAGCACCUUGAACAUACCAACUGAGGAACAAAGCCAUGCCCGAAAGCAGAUUGAAUCCCGGAAGAGAAUUGCCAAAACAGUGUUGGUGCUGGUGGCUCUGUUCGCUCUCUGCUGGUUGCCAAAUCACCUCCUGUACCUCUACCAUUCAUUCACUUACCGAAGCUAUUCAGAGCCCUCUGCCAUUCCUUUCCUCGUCACCGUUUUCUCUCGGGUGCUGGCUUUCAGUAAUUCCUGUGUAAACCCUUUUGCUCUCUACUGGUUGAGCAAGACCUUCCAGAAGCACUUCAAAGCUCAGCUCUGCUGCUUCAAGGCAGACCAGACUGAGACGUCUCUUGGCGACACCCCUCUUGACAACCUCACUGUGAUGGGGCGGGUUCCAGGUACUGGGAGCACACAUGUGUCUGAAAUUAGUGUGACUGUGUUCGGUGGCUGUAGCACCAAGAAAGGAGAGGACAAGGAUUAG
Messenger RNA from Acomys russatus (golden spiny mouse), 1200 nucleotides. RefSeq names its product bombesin receptor subtype 3 (gene Brs3). Gene Ontology annotation, biological process: bombesin receptor signaling pathway. The transcript has 3 exons. The coding region runs from base 1 to 1200 and encodes 399 amino acids. The record is from RefSeq and is a predicted model, not a curated record. Gene Ontology annotation, molecular function: bombesin receptor activity. Gene Ontology annotation, cellular component: membrane. NCBI's taxonomy places the organism in Eukaryota, Metazoa, Chordata, Mammalia, Rodentia, Muridae.